GCGAGCAUCCGGGAAGAUGAGUGCCUGCGGGAGGAAGGCCCUGACCCUGCUGAGCAGCGUCUUUGCUGUCUGCGGCCUGGGCCUCCUGGGCAUCGCGGUCAGCACCGACUACUGGCUGUACCUGGAAGAGGGCGUGAUCCUGCCCCAGAACCAGAGCACUGAGACCAAGAUGUCCCUGCACUCAGGCCUCUGGCGGGUCUGCUUCCUCGCAGGUGAGGAGCGAGGACGCUGCUUCACCAUAGAAUAUGUGAUGCCCAUGAACACCCAGAUGACAUCCGAGUCCACGGUCAACGUUCUAAAAAUGAUUCGCUCGGCCACGCCGUUCCCUCUGGUCAGCCUCUUCUUCAUGUUCAUCGGGUUUAUCCUGAGCAACAUUGGGCACGUCCGUCCCCACAGGACAAUACUGGCCUUUGUCUCCGGCAUCUUCUUCAUCCUCUCAGGCCUCUCUCUCGUGGUGGGCCUGGUGCUCUACAUCUCCAGCAUCAAUGACGAGAUGCUCAACAGGACCAAGGACGCAGAGACCUACUUCACCUAUAAAUACGGCUGGUCAUUUGCCUUUGCUGCCAUCUCCUUCCUUCUAACAGAGAGCGCCGGCGUGAUGUCCGUGUACCUGUUCAUGAAGAGGUACACGGCCGAGGACAUGUACAGGCCUCACCCCGGCUUCUACCGCCCGCGGCUGAGCAACUGCUCCGACUACUCGGGCCAGUUCCUGCACCCGGACGCCUGGGCCCGCGGCCGCAGCCCCUCCGACCUGUCCAGCGACGCCUCCCUGCAGAUGAACAGCAACUACCCAGCCUUGCUCAAGUGCCCCGACUAUGACCAGAUGUCGUCGUCUCCCUGCUGAGCCUGGGCGCCGCCCUCCCGCCGCUGGGGUCAGCCAG
Galeopterus variegatus (Sunda flying lemur) is the source of this 881-nucleotide messenger RNA. RefSeq names its product calcium channel, voltage-dependent, gamma subunit 5 (gene CACNG5). NCBI's taxonomy places the organism in Eukaryota, Metazoa, Chordata, Mammalia, Dermoptera, Cynocephalidae. Gene Ontology annotation, biological process: positive regulation of synaptic transmission, glutamatergic; transmission of nerve impulse; regulation of AMPA receptor activity. The coding region runs from base 17 to 844 and encodes 275 amino acids. The transcript is spliced from 5 exons. The record is from RefSeq and is a predicted model, not a curated record. Gene Ontology annotation, molecular function: channel regulator activity; voltage-gated calcium channel activity. Gene Ontology annotation, cellular component: postsynaptic density membrane; AMPA glutamate receptor complex.